GAGGCUGACAUGAUGGAGCGGAGGUGAGCCGAUGUCCUGGGAGUCCAGGUUUGAAUAAACAACGCUUGUAUUCUAGUGCAGUGGGUGGAGUUAAGAAUGCUUUAGGUACAGGAGAAGCUGUUGCCUUCACACGCAGGAGCCAUGCGUAAUAAGUGUGACCGCCGCCGGUGAGGAGGAUGCUGGAGCAUGAAACAGGAGCAGACAUGCGACUUGUACGUCAAAUCAGCAAAGGUAUGAAGAUCCAGGCCGGAGGUGAGCACAGGGGCUGCAGCAAGGAAAGCCAGGAGAACCAGGUCAUCUGUUUGCAAUGUCAAGAAGAGGUGGUCCGGGUUUGUCCGGGUAGUCCGCGCAGUCCUCGCCGCGCCAUCGCGACGCGCCUCUCCUCCGGAUCCGCAGAUCGUGAGCCCAGCAGUAGCAGCUACAAUGUCUCUUCAGGAACCUUCUACAGCUGCGUCAGUCAGAUCACCAUCGGGUUUGACCUCGGGGGUCAAGUGGCCAUCGGGUUCUCCCACUGGAAGAGUCCUUUCCCAUCGACCAGCCAGAAUCUCCCCAGUCCGGACUGCGUUCGCUCAGAGGCCUCUGCCGUGCCACCCAUCAGCGAGCAUCUCGAGCCGCUGUCCUGCCCAGCCUCUCUGUCAAUCACCCCGCUGCCCACCUUCAGUGCCAGUCAGGAGACGCUCUGCGACAGCAGCACAAGUGUGAGUUUAUCUCUACAUGGGUCUGAGCCCAAACGGCGGAGCCCCCGACGCAGAGUCCAGCUGCAGCCCUCGGUCUCAGGCUACCAGGCAGCGGACAGAAUUCUCGCUUUCUCCUUCUGUGGGAAGGCUGACAUCAUGGAGGAAUCCUCGGGGGAAGCCCCGGACUCCAGCACCCAAGAUGAUCUGCCUCCCCUCGCUGUGAAGGAUGUUAAUGUGCUGCUUGACAGAAAAAGGUCAGAUGGCAUCAGCAGUCCGUCCAGAGACGACGACUCCACCCUGCUGAAUCAGGGAACCCACAGCAGCAUCCUUGACGACAACACAAAGUCCGAUUCUAGCCUCCCAGAGGGGAGGGGUAAAUCCAGAGGCCUUUGCUUGAGCAAUGGAAAGAGCCGUAUCGACUACAUCCUGGUUUACAGGAAGUCCAGCUCACAGUCAGAGAAGCGGGAGAUAUUUGAGCGGAACAUCCGUGCUGAGGGCUUACAGAUGGAAAAGGAGGCCUCUGUAACAAACAGUGACGUGAUUUUCCUGAAGCUUCAUGCACCAUGGGAUGUCCUCUGUCGCUAUGCAGAGCUUAUGAACAUCCGCAUGCCUUUUAGGAGGAAAAUCUUUUACAUGCAUCGACGGCACAAGUUCAUGAGCAGGAUGGAGAAGCGCAUCAACAAAUUUCGUGGUUGGCUUCCCCGCAAGCCCAUGAAGUUCGACGACACUCUGCCCGACCUGGAGGAGAACGAGAGCUUUACCGCCCCCUUCAGUCGAUCAAGGAUACAUCACUUCAUCAUCCACAACAAAGACACUUUUUUCAACAACGCCACCAGAAGUCGCAUCGUUCACCACAUCCUCCAGCGGGUCAAAUAUGAGGAGGGUAAAAAUAAGAUGGGGAUUAAUCGUCUUUUGAGCAAUAAUUCAUAUGAUGCAGCUUUCCCGCUUCAUGAGGGGAGAUAUCACAGUAAAAACUCCAUCAGAACACAUGGAGCAGAGAACCACCGGCAUCUACUGUACGAAUGCUGGGCUUGGUGGGGGGUUUGGUACAAGUACCAACCGCUGGACCUCAUCAGGAGGUAUUUCGGGGAGAAGAUUGGUCUGUACUUUGCCUGGCUUGGCUGGUACACAGGGAUGCUGUUUCCUGCAGCUAUGGUGGGGCUCUUGGUAUUCCUAUAUGGCGUCUUCACUCUGGAGCACUGCCAGGUCAGUAAAGAAAUCUGCCAAGCCACUGACAUCAUCAUGUGCCCCAUCUGUGACCGGUACUGCCCCUACCUGAGACUGUCAGACAGCUGCAUCUAUGCCAAGGUCACCCAUCUCUUCGACAAUGGGGCAACUGUUUUCUUUGCUGUGUUCAUGGCUGUUUGGGCGACAGUCUUCCUGGAGUUCUGGAAAAGGCGCCGAGCUGUCCUUGCGUACGACUGGGACCUCCUCGACUGGGAGGAAGAGGAGGAUGAAAUACGCCCACAGUUUGAGGCCAAAUACUCCAAGAAAGAGAGGAUGAACCCCAUAUCUGGAAAGCCAGAGCCUUAUCAGGCCUUCACUGACAAAUACAGUCGCCUCAUCGUCUCAGCAUCUGGGAUCUUCUUCAUGAUCCUGGUGGUGAUCGCCGCCGUGUUUGGCAUCGUCAUUUACCGCGUGAUCACCGUCAGCACCUUCGCCGCCUUCGGCUGGGCCCUCAUCAGGAACAACUCUCAGGUGGCGACCACGGGAACGGCAGUCUGCAUCAACUUCUGCAUGAUCAUGCUCCUCAACGUGCUCUAUGAAAAAGUUGCUCUUCUUCUCACUAAUUUAGAACAGCCAAGGACAGAGUCAGAGUGGGAGAACAGCUUUACACUCAAGAUGUUCCUCUUUCAGUUUGUCAACCUCAACAGUUCAACUUUCUACAUUGCCUUCUUUUUGGGGAGAUUUACAGGCCGGCCCGGUGCAUAUCUACGCCUCAUCAAUCGCUGGAAACUGGAAGAAUGCCACCCCAGUGGCUGUCUCAUUGACCUCUGUAUGCAGAUGGGGAUCAUCAUGGUGCUAAAACAGACCUGGAACAAUUUCAUGGAGCUUGGCUACCCGCUGAUCCAGAACUGGUGGACACGACGGAAGCUGAGGAGAGAGCACGGACAGAUAGCCAAGGCCAGCUUCCCACAGUGGGAGAGGGAUUACAACCUACAGCCAAUGAAUGCCUAUGGACUCUUUGAUGAAUACUUAGAAAUGAUUUUACAGUUUGGCUUCACCACCAUCUUCGUGGCAGCUUUCCCUCUGGCUCCUCUCUUAGCGCUGCUCAACAACAUAAUUGAGAUCCGUUUAGACGCCUACAAGUUUGUCACACAGUGGCGACGACCUCUGCCUUCACAAGCCAAAGACAUCGGGAUCUGGUAUGGCAUUCUGGAGGGCAUCGGCAUCUUGUCUGUCAUCACCAACGCCUUUGUCAUCGCUGUUACCUCAGACUUCAUCCCUCGCCUUGUUUACGCUUACAAGUAUGGACCUUGUGCUGGUCAAGGCCGAGCAGGGGAGGGGUGCAUGAUGGGUUAUGUCAACGCUAGUCUCUCAGUAUUCCGGGUGUCUGACUUUGAGAAGAGAUCACAGCCCAGGACGACUGGCGCCGAGCUGUUGGGAGAAGCUGUGAAGUAUUGCAGGUAUCGAGACUACAGGGAGCCUCCAGACUCUGCUGAGCCAUACUCAUACACUCUGCAGUUCUGGCACGUCCUGGCAGCCCGGCUUGCAUUCAUCAUUGUAUUUGAGCAUAUGGUCUUUGCCAUCAAGACCCUGAUCGCGUACCUGAUCCCUGACCUUCCCAAGGAUCUGCGAGACAGAAUGCGCAGAGAGAAAUACCUGAUCCAGGAGAUGAUGUAUGAGGCAGAGUUGGAGAGACUGCAGAAGGAGAAGAACGAGAAGAAGAAGAAAGACAGGGCCCAUCACAAGGAAUGGCCCUGAAUGCACCAACUGGUUAUCAGCUGGUGUUUGGUUCACUGCACAGUAGAGGAAGGAGAGGAGCGCUGGGUUUCCUGCAUGAUACUGGACCCUCAUGCCUUCCUCUUGCCAUGACAGACCAGCACCUCCUAGUGGACAGUUGAUGAACUGCAUCCAGCAGUGACCACAGAGCCCAUGUGUCUGCAUAAAUAACGGAUGACCUCUUGAACAUUUGACAGCAGGUUUUGCUACUUUUUCUUUUUCUUCCUCCAGAUAGUUUCUACCACUUUUGACUCUCAACAGUGUAUGUCUUCAGAAUCCUGAAUGUAGUAAUUUCAAGCAAGACUAAACUUUUACAGAUUUCUUGUUUUAGACGAGAGAAAUAACUCUUCCGAGCUUACUGAAUGACAAACCCUGUUUACAUUUCUCCUUGUUUGAGGAGUUCACAUUUUUUUGCUUUAUUGUAAAUAAAGAUAUUUAAAUGAAUGUCAGGCCAUCUGCUCUGCUAAAAAUGUAGUGCAAUAAAAACUAUAGAAUGCAAUUUUAUUUCAGAAAUUGCGGUGGGAUUGCUGGCUGCUGGACGCUGAGCUGUGUUGCUUCAUGUAUAGCUGAGCACCAAACUGUAGGGAGGCACAAAAUUGGAUUUCACAGAUCACAUAAUGAUAUUUUUCAAACUAAUUUUGUCCAAUUGCCAAUGCGAAGAACAUCAAGAAGUCUCUCCUGAAUUAGAAUUAACAUAUAAUAUUCCUGCUAAUUAAAAUACAAUGCUUUUCAAAGUGUGCAUACUGAAUGGGCAAAAUAAGAAAACUACUGCUGACAGGCUUUCUCCGUUGGUGCCUGUUCAUCUUUGGUGUAAUGAUUGGGAUGGCGGCUCUUAAGAUGGGCAGUUAGGUUGGUAGUGUUGAAGGAAUGUGAUUUGGCCCCUCCUUGCAUUACCAUUACCAUUGAAAGCAACUUUUCUAUCCUCUGCAGAGACUCCAGACAUACUUGUUGCACCCAUUUCAAAUAGUGUGUGCACAAUGCAAAUGUACAUUGUGAAUGUACAGCUGAAUGACAAUAAAGUCUGUCUAAGUCUUGUUGCACUAAUAGUGUGUGCACAAUGUUGACUGCAAAUGUUCACUUCAGCCCCAUACUUCAUUUUAAAGUCUUUAUGAUACAGAGGCCAUGACGAUAUUAUCGUGCGUCCCUACUAGACUGUAUUGCUUAGAAAGCUGGAAGCUGAACUGUAUUGCUUCAUGUGCAGACGGGAGCUGAACAACAUUGUUUGAUGAAUGGCCAGGAGCUAAACUGCAUCGCUCUCUUAACUUCAUAUGAAGGAGCAGUUAAAGUAUUGAGAGCAAAAUGUUGAUAGGCAGUUAUAGCUUAAGGACUGAGUUUAGGUAUUGGUUGGAAUAAGAUUAAAGCUGAGGCCCUAUGAGCACUGCUAUGACGUAGAUGAGUUGCUUGCAAGUGUGUGUGUAGGUCUGUGUGUGUAUGACCAUCUUACAGUGUUAUUGUUCUCACUAACACUUGCGUUGCUGCCUUAAAGCCUUCUGUGAGAUACAGUAUGAGGUAGCAGUUUACCUGUUUUUUAUACCGUUAAACAUGUAUGCAUGCAAAUGUUUCUCCCAUAGUCUGAACAUACAGCAUAUGUAUACAUUUCUAUAACGAGUUCCUUUUUGACUUGUUAUGUGUGCAUGUGUGUGUGUUUGUGUCACGUCAGUUAAGAACCAACUGCCGAGGGGCUCAGACUUGAGACUCAUCUGCAAUUAAAGGUUUUACAGCUGAGUGACUCCAGGUUCAUUUACUAGAGAUUAAGGAGAGAGAAGAACCAUUCAAAUUCUGUCUUAUUACUCAUCAAGCAUAAUGUCUGUCACAUAUAUUUUUACAUCUUGAAAGAAAGUGGACUCCAACACGUUGUUGUGAAAUAUGUCUGUGGUGUUUAAAAAAGUCCUUUGCUUUACUCCUGAAAUCUAUCAGUGUCAGAGUCACUGAGAGAACCUGACGGUACAACUGUCACUUUGAGGCUCAUAGCACAAAAUGUUUGAAAAGGGGAUGAAUUUGUCUGUUUUGAUGAAAAACGAUGUAGACUGAGAUCAUUUUUUUUAGAUAAAUUGGAACAUUUUGAAGAGUUGAAUUGCUUAACCCCACUUAUGAAUUCUGAACAUCCUGCCCAUUCAUUUCAAUGGGGGAAAAAUACAGAAAAGCAUUCAAUAUUUUGGAAAGUACUAAAAAUACAAACACUUAAUUCCAAGAAUGUCUACAAUGAGCUGGCCACUUUGAAGUGGAACAGUGUGAACAAGGUAGAAUCAGGACAAUAAGUGAAAGAAACCACAGACUGGAUUGCAGCUGUUGCCCAGCAAUCCCACCAAUAAAGAGAAACCAAGAAUACGUUACUUAGAGAUCUAUUCUAUCCGAGCCGUGGCAGUGUCCACAAGUUGGCUUCAACUGAAAACGCUUUCCAUUGGAAUUUAGAUGAAUAA
Molecule: messenger RNA, 6040 nt
Organism: Larimichthys crocea (large yellow croaker)
Lineage: Eukaryota; Metazoa; Chordata; Actinopteri; Sciaenidae
Product: anoctamin-4
Exons: 29
Coding region: 177-3602 (1141 amino acids)
Biological process (GO): chloride transmembrane transport
Cellular component (GO): plasma membrane
Molecular function (GO): intracellularly calcium-gated chloride channel activity; protein dimerization activity
Source: RefSeq, a predicted model, not a curated record